Molecule: messenger RNA, 1698 nt
Organism: Tribolium madens (black flour beetle)
Lineage: Eukaryota; Metazoa; Arthropoda; Insecta; Coleoptera; Tenebrionidae
Product: organic cation transporter protein-like
Exons: 3
Coding region: 188-1648 (486 amino acids)
Biological process (GO): transmembrane transport
Cellular component (GO): membrane
Molecular function (GO): transmembrane transporter activity
Source: RefSeq, a predicted model, not a curated record
UGGGUCGUAACUCUCCAAUUUUAGCCUCGUGUUUAAAUAAAAUAAUAGCUUAUUUUAUUCGCAAUUACUCUUCUGUCUGCGACCUCGUCUUACGUCAUACGAUAACAAAGAAUAGGUGAUACUUGUAAAAUCAGAUCAGUGUCUUUAUGUGCGCUUUGAAUAGAGACAAUCACUUCUCAUUUCCAACAUGAAAGACGACUCAAACGAUGACAUAAUCCAGCGCAGCAUCGGCCCCCUAGGCCGCUGGCACAUCUUCAUGUGUGUCAUCAUCUCCUUCGUGAAACUCCCAGUGGCUUGGCUCCAACUCAGUAUUGUUUUCAUCGCUCCUCCAGCCACAUUCACUUGCAUUGACAACCAAACCUCUCAAUGUGCCCCAAACUGCACCGGCCACGUUUUCGACCGGUCUGUUUUCACUGAAACAAUCAUCACGGAAUGGGAUCUCGUCUGUGGUCGGGCUUAUUUGGCCAAUUUGGCCCAAACUUUGACCAUGUUGGGGAUCCUCAUCGGGAAUAUGCUAUUUGGGUACUUAUCAGACCGAUUGGGGCGCCGGAAUCCUCUCAUUUGUGCCGUCUUUCUGCAAGUUUUGUGUGGCAUGGGGGCGGCGGUCGCCCCCUGGUUCCUCUUAUUCCUCGUUUUGAGGUUCAUUGCAGCUCUGGCGACUGGGGGGACAAUGGUGAUGAGUUUUGUCCUGGUUAUGGAGAUUGUAGGGAUGAAAUGGAGGACCACACUUGGGAUUUUGUACCAAAUCCCUUUCAAUAUGGGAUUGUUGACUUUGCCCUUGUUUGCUUACUUCCUCCGGGAUUGGCACCACUUCCAUAUCGCGAUUUGUGUCCCAGGGAUUCUCCUCUUGUCGUAUUAUUGGCUCCUCCCUGAGUCCCCAAGAUGGCUGUUGACAGUUGGUCGCAAAACCGCCGCCAUUAAAGUCUUGCAUUUGGCCGCAAGUCGCAACAAACGCCCCACAGCCCCCAUCAAAGCCAACGUUGAGACUUACAUGGAGCGGAAACAGCUCGAAGGGGGCAAACAAAGCGGGAACAUCCUCGACCUCAUCCGUACCCCCACCAUGCGCUCCUACACCAUCUGCAUCGGUUAUAAUUGGUUCGCUUGCGGGCUUUGCUUCUUCGGAGGGGCGCAAUACAUCGGCCAACUCGGGGGCGACAUCUUCGUCAAUGUGGCCCUAUCUGCGGUUAUGCAAAUCCCUAGUACGUUUUUCUCGCUUUGGUCGGUGGCGGCAUGGGGGCGCAAGUACACUCUUGUCUUUUCCAAUGUCUUGUCUGGGGUUUCCUGUCUUUUGAUUGGGGUUAUUCCCCCGGAGCCGACUUGGAUUAGGACUGUCCUCAGUUCGGUUGAUAUGUUUGCAUUGGCGAUUUCGUUUCCGACGGUUUAUUUGUACUCGGGGGAGCUUUUUCCGACUGUUGUGAGGAAUGUGGGAGUGGGGACGAGUUCCAUGUUUGCGAGAGUGGGGUCGAUGGCAGCCCCCUUUAUUGCGGGGUUGGUGUUGGUGGAGGAGUGGUUGCCGCCGUUGGUUUUUGGGUUGGCACCCCUGAUUGCGGCCUUGUUGUGUUUCAAGUUGCCGGAGACGGUGGGGUGCAGGUUGCCGGAUACGGUGGAGGAAGCGGAGGCUUUAGGGAGUAAAAAAGAUGUUCAAUAGAAAAUAAUUGUAAACAAUUGGUUAAUAAAGUAUUUUUCCUACGACUCUAA